GAACAAAUUUCAAUUCCAGAAAUUUGAAUUUGUUCAUCUGGGCUUUAUAUGCUGCAACUUCUCUAUUGUUAACUUCUAUCACACCUAACUAGGACUUGCCAUAAAGAACCAACAAUGACCGGUGACAAGAUCCUUGUACUGGGUGGUACAGGCCCUGCUGGAAUAUGUGUACUUCGAGAACUCGUCUUUCGCAAACAUUCUAUAGUAGUCUACGCUCGAAAUCCCUCCAAAAUACCUUCAGAUCUGGCAACGAAUUCCCUUAUUGAGAUAAUCAAAGGCGACUUGCUUGACCAAGAGGCCCUUGCUUUGGCGGUUGCACCUUGUUCAGUUAUCAUCUCCCUACUUGGCCCCAGUAUAAAAGACAAAAACAUCAACAUUGACCCAACAGCCUACUCCAGCUUUUACGAGCUCCUCUUCCCUAUUAUGCGCGCCAAUAAUGUUCGUCGUGUCUUUGCGAUGGGCACACUUUCUAUCAGGCGGCCCGAAGACAAAUUUUCUGUCAUACAGUACCUAGUUAGAGGUCUUAUGCCAAUCCUAGCAAGCGCAGCAUAUCAGACCGUCAUGAAUAUUGCAGCUACAUUUGACAAGUUAACAUCGAGAGAAGAGAUUGACUGGACAGUAUUUCGUAUUGCUGGUAUACCCGGCGGGGAUGAUGAAGCGAGUUGGAAAGCUGAUAGGGAAGGUGGUAGAGACUUUGUUGGUGCCGUUGGAGGAAAGGGCUGGGCUAUGAACCAGAAGAGAGGAGCGUUGGCAAGAUGGUUAGUAGAUGCGGCCGAGGGGAAGGCAAAUGAGUGGAUCUGUAGGAUGCCUGCUGUUGCUGCUGGGGUGGCAUAGGGCCUGCUGAGGCGAUGUUAUAUAAUAAAUGCCA
Botrytis cinerea B05.10 is the source of this 868-nucleotide messenger RNA. RefSeq lists its product as hypothetical. Lineage: Eukaryota; Fungi; Ascomycota; Leotiomycetes; Helotiales; Sclerotiniaceae. The record is from RefSeq and is a predicted model, not a curated record. The transcript is spliced from 3 exons. The coding region runs from base 115 to 834 and encodes 239 amino acids.